Neohortaea acidophila is the source of this 612-nucleotide messenger RNA. RefSeq lists its product as uncharacterized. Gene Ontology annotation, cellular component: synaptonemal complex. Lineage: Eukaryota; Fungi; Ascomycota; Dothideomycetes; Mycosphaerellales; Teratosphaeriaceae. Gene Ontology annotation, biological process: reciprocal meiotic recombination. The transcript has 3 exons. The annotation marks the transcript as partial. Gene Ontology annotation, molecular function: ubiquitin protein ligase activity. The record is from RefSeq and is a predicted model, not a curated record.
AUGGACUUCCUGUUGCGCUGCAACUCGCUCAAAUGCAGGCGGCAGUUGAAUGACCGCGCCGUCGUGACGACAUGCAGCCACAUCUUCUGCAUUGCGUGCUCCGAAGCGCUGGGCCUGGCGAGUGCCAAUGUCAGCAAUCGCAUCUGUCCGGCGUGCGAGAUGCAACUUAGCAACCCCGACGAUGCCGUCGCCACCCAGCUGAAUCCCACCGAGGACUACAAGACGUCUGUCUUGAGUGGCCUCAGCCCCAGCAUCAUCCUGGAGUGUGCCGGACGUGGCCUGUCGUUCUACAGCUAUCAGACGACGCAGGAAAUAGUGUAUCAGGAAUAUCUCGCAAAGACUCUGGCCGACAAAUACAACACGUUGAGUGGUCAGAUGGACAAUGUCAUCCACGAUGCGAACACGGAAAUUGCCAGUCUCCGUGACAAGCUACAAGGCGAGUCAAGCGACCAACGGGCGCUGGAGAAGCAGAAUCGCGAACUGGCCGAUGCGUUACGGAAGAAGUCCAAGACCGAGGCGCAGACUCGGCAUCUGUACAACGCGCUCAAGCGGCAGCAACUCGCGGGCGGGAUCGAAUUGGCGGCGGAGUAUGACGCGGAGAACGUGGUACAG